CAGCCCAGGUUUGCUACGUGCUCCCUGCCUGCCGUGCUCUAGUCUAACUUGUCCCUCUGCUAGGUUUUUCCCUGCAGAGCUCGACUUGCUAAGGGCUGUGCAUUAAUUUGCCUUUAUUUUGUGUGGAGCCAGGCAUAUGCAGCAUCUGCCCGGGCCUGAAGCUGAGCUGGGUGUGCGGCUGCAGCCACAGGCACUGACAGCAUGGAGGCGGCCCUGGCUGUUGGCCACUGAGCGUGGAUGGUCACCAGAAACGAGAGGAGUGGCCAAAGGAGACAGGAUGUGAUCAUCAUGGCACCUGAAUUACUGAUUCUUUUGGGGGCGGCAGUAAUACUGCAAGCAGACUUACUUCCUGAUAAAAAAUCUUUACUUCUACCACCAGUCAAUUUCACCAUUAAAGCUGUCAAUUUAGCUCAAGUUCUUUUACGCUGGGAACCAAAUCCUGAUCAAGAACAAAGCAAUGUCCAGCUAGGAUAUCAUGUGAAAAUAAAUGCUCCACAAGAAGAGGAGUAUGAAACCAGGAACACUGAGAGAAGCCUCGUAACCAUCCUUCACAAAGGCUUUUCAGCAAGUGUGCAGACAGUGCCGUGGAGCGACCACUCCCUACAAGCCAGCAGCUGGGUUUCUGCAGAACUUAAGGCCCCACCAGGGUCUCCUGGAACUGAGAUUGUGAAUUUAACUUGCACCACAAACACGAAGGCAGAUAAUUACACACACUUCCAACCAUACCAAGUUUCUCUUCACUGCACCUGGCUUGUUGGCAAGGAUGCCCCUGAUGAUACACAGUAUUUCCUCUACUAUAGGUAUCGCUCUCGGAUUGAAGAAUGUCAGGAAUACAGCAAAGAUGUCCUGCAGAGAAAUGUUGCCUGUUGGUUUCCCAGGACUUUCAUCAACAGCAAAGGGCGAGACUCCCUUGCAGUGUAUGUUAACGGCUCGAGCAAGGAAGCUGCGAUCAAGCCUUUCGAUCAGCUCUUUGCCCUUCAUGCCAUUGAUCGAGUAAAUCCUCCAGCGAACGUCACGGCAGAGCUCAAAGGAACCUGUCUCUCUAUCCACUGGGAAAAACCAGUUUCUGCUUUUCCAAGCCACUGCUUUGAUUAUGAGGUGAAAAUUUACAAUGCAAAGAAAGGAUAUUUUCAGACAGAAAAAAUGACAACCAAUACACUCAUCACCAUCAUUGAUGAUGUUUCUAAGUAUUACAUUCAAGUGAGAGCAGCGGUGAGCUCUGUGUGCAGAGCGACGGGGCUCUGGAGUGAGUGGAGUCAACCUAUUUAUGUGGGGAAGGAUGAUCAGAAGCCCUGGACAGAGUGGUUCCUUAUUGCAGUUAUGAUGACCAUCUGCUUCAUCUUGUUAAUUUUCUCACUCAUCUGCAGAAUAUGCCACUUAUGGACCAAGUUGUUUCCACCUGUUCCAGUGCCAAAAAGUAAUAUUAACGAUUUCUUUGUAAUCAUCAACAAUGAGAAAACUGGUUCCAGUGAAACUGAAGUCAUAAGUUACGUGGAGGAGGCUGGAUUUGAGACCCUGGAAGACUCUGUGUUUUGACUGUCCCUGGAACAUUCUCAAAAUCAGCUCAUGCUCACCAGCCUCAGUGAUGACAAUGGGAAAGGCUGUUCCCUGGCUGUGAGUUUACAGGACACUCAAUUUAGCUCUAAGGUGAUGCAGCCAGACAAAUCCCUGACAAGCGUGGAUGCCUCGCCACAAUCUCCUAACACACACUGGGUGACUGACUCAUCCAUCCUGCCAGGUCUCAUCUCUGCACGGGCAGCUACCUCUCACCCUCCAGUCACCUGAUCUGCAUUACUCACCUCACACAUUUUUGUGCCAGAGAGACCGUUAUUGAGGCUAACGUCAGUUGUUUUUACUCUGGUAGUUAGCCACCGAUAGUAAUAAUCAACUAAAAUCUCAGGAAGGAAGCAUUUUGUACCAUUCUGGAAUGAACA
Capra hircus (goat) is the source of this 1934-nucleotide messenger RNA. It is a transcript of the gene IL5RA, whose product is annotated as interleukin 5 receptor subunit alpha. Lineage: Eukaryota; Metazoa; Chordata; Mammalia; Artiodactyla; Bovidae. The record is from RefSeq and is a predicted model, not a curated record. Gene Ontology annotation, molecular function: protein binding; cytokine receptor activity. The transcript has 11 exons. Gene Ontology annotation, biological process: cytokine-mediated signaling pathway; immunoglobulin mediated immune response. The coding region runs from base 238 to 1536 and encodes 432 amino acids. Gene Ontology annotation, cellular component: external side of plasma membrane; membrane.